Messenger RNA from Mirounga angustirostris (Northern elephant seal), 10765 nucleotides. It is a transcript of the gene CCDC181, whose product is annotated as coiled-coil domain containing 181. The coding region runs from base 8027 to 9553 and encodes 508 amino acids. The transcript is spliced from 6 exons. The record is from RefSeq and is a predicted model, not a curated record. NCBI's taxonomy places the organism in Eukaryota, Metazoa, Chordata, Mammalia, Carnivora, Phocidae. Gene Ontology annotation, molecular function: microtubule binding.
UGAGAUCAUAUGAUACAUGUCUUUCUCUUAAAAUUUGAUUACUAUUGGGCGCCUGGGUGGCUCAGUUGGUUAAGCGACUGCCUUCGGCUCAGGUCAUCAUCCUGGAGUCCCGGGAUUGAGUCCCACAUCAGGCUCCCUGCCCAGCAGGGAGUCUGCUUCUCCCUCUGACCCUCUUCCCUCUCAUGCUCUCUGUCUCUCAUUCUCUCUUGCAAAUAAAUAAAAUCUUAAAAAAAAAAUUAAAAAAAAAUUGAUUACUGUUAAGAGGAGGAUUUAAAUCUUUUGAUAAAGUAGUGAUUGUUGGAUGAUAACAAAAAAUUGAGAACCAUUCCUUCAGGUGACCUAGCAAUGUUGGGAACAGUGAGAUGGUCAACAGACCACUAAAGGGUGGUAUUGAAGGUUCUUUACAGCCUUGCCCUACCCGAUUUUCCAGCUUUGCUUCCCUAUACCAUCCCACACUAUUCCAGAACACAUCUGCACUGUUGACAUUCUCUAACAGCCUCUGCUUCUAUAUAUUUGCACAGUUCCUGUGCCUAGAAUACUCUCACCCCCAUUUCUACCUCUGAUAUUCAACUUACUCAUCAAGAUUAGUUCAAGUGCCACUUUUUAUAGGCAGCCUUCCCUACUGUUUUUACACAACCGCAUAUACACUCAGGUAUGUAUGGUGGUCAUUUGUAUGUAUAUAUACACUUUAAUCUCUUUGAGGCAGGAACAUGUUUUGUCCAUUGUUUGUCUCUUAGUACCUAACACAAUACCCUAUAGAAGUUUACUGAAUUGAUUGUUUAAAAUGGAGGUUUCUAAGUUUUUUCUAAGGUUUAUUCUUUAGUGAUAAGAACUCAUGGAACAAAUAUCUUUGGGAGAUAUGGUUUAGAUUGCAUGUAUUCAAAGCUACUGACUAAAGAAAAUUCUGGCUUUAUUACUGAUAAACCUGUGAUGUAUAGGAAUAAAAUAUAUACUGGUGAAGCUCUUAAUAUAUGUCAACCCAUCACUGCUGGUUUGAUUUCAUAGUCUGCCAAAUUGUCUGCUUUGUACAAAUAUCAACACUUUAGAAAAGAACCCUGUGUCAGGUUGUAACAGGUAUCCCUGUAAGAAGGGCAAUGGAGACUGCCUCUAGAGGUAGGAGUUGCUGGAGUUCAAUUCUCCCUUGGAAAUUUCCUCCUUAGGUCAGAGGUAAUGAUGAUUUACAAACCAUCUGAAGGCUGAGCUUGUGGGUGGAUUAAUGAAGAAAAACAAAGGAAAAGCUUAGAACCAAAAGUGAGAUUACAUAGCCCCAGACUGGGAAAAAAUAUUUACAAAUCAUAUAUUUGAUAAAAGACUUAUACCUAGAAUACAUAAAGAAUCCUUACAACUCAAUAAUAAAACAAGUAACCCAAUUUAAAAAUGGGCCAAAUACUUGAAUAAACAUGUCACCAAAGACAUACUAAUGGUGAAUAGAUAUAUGAAAAGUGCCUAAUAUCAUUAGUCAUUAGGGAAAUGAAAAUUAAUGCCAAAUGAGAUACCACUAUGCACCCUUGAGGAAGUUAUAAUUUUAAAAAGCAGAAAAUACCAAGUACUGUCAAGGAUGUAGAUAAACUGGAAUUCUCAUAUGUUACUGAAACCUGCCUGGGAUUCUCUCUCUCUUUUUCCCUUUUCCCUUCCUGCUCAGGCUUGCAAGGCUUACAUGCUCUCUCUCCCUCUAAAAAAAAAAAGGGAACAAAAUACUGAUGCAUCCUACACAAUGGAUGAAUUUCAAUAACAUAUACUGAGAGAAAUGUAACAUAGAACAGCCACUUUUGAAAACACAUUGGUAGUUUCUUAAAAAUUACAUACAACGCAACAAUUCCACUUAGAAAUCUAACCGAGAAAAAUGAAAAGUGUCCACACAAAGACUUGAACAAAUAUUUUCAUAGCAACAUUAUGACAGUUAAAAGUAGAACCAACACAAAUGUUCAUCAACUGGGAAGUGGAUAAAAAAAAUCUGGUAUUAUCUAUACAAUGAAUACUAUUCUGUGAUAAAAAGGAACAAAAUAGGGGCACCUGGGUGGCUCAGUCCAUUAAGCAUCCAACUCUUGAUUUUGGCUCAGGUCAUGAUCUCAGGGUGGUGAGAUCAAGCCCCACUUUGAGCUCUGUGCUGGGCGUGGAACCUGCCUAGGAUUCUCUCUCUCCCUUUCCCUUUUCCCUUUCUGCUCAGGCUCACAAGGCUCACAUGCUCUCUCUCCCUCUAAAAAAAAAAAAAAAGGAACAAAAUACUGAUGCAUCCUACACAAUGGAUUAACUUCAAUAACAUUAUGUUAAGUGAUAGGGGCCAGAUACAGAAGACUACAUAUUGUCAGUAGAAUGUUCGUUGUCAGGGGCUGGAGAGGAGGGAAAAUAAGGAGUUAAUGUUUAAUGAAUAUGAAGUUUCAGUGUGGGAAGAUGGAAAAUUUCUGUAGAUAGAGGGGGAAAGUACCCACUGUGAAAUAUGACUACAGUCUUUUCCAAAACAAAGGCCUACUCUUCAGGAAAAAAGACAAUAACAGAGCCUUAUCUUAUGGGGGAUGUGCAUUUCCUCAAUUCCAGCUCCCUCUAGGCUUUCUUUCUCACCUAAAUGCAAUGAAGGAGGAGGCUAACAAACACGUGUCAGGUCACAGAUCAGGGACAGAGGCCUACUAAAAGAUUGAGAUUUAAUCAUAAGAUUAUACAAUGACUCUCUUCUUCCAUACCUUACCACCAUACCAAUAGGUCUCUAGUAUAAUAACAUUGAAUUACAACUGAAGGAGUGGCAAGACACAGAGUCUCUCUGAAAAGGAGUUCCUAUGGAAGCCCAAAGUCUAGAGACAGAAAAAGAAGAACACUAGAGGAAUUUGAACCCUAUGGCACCUGCAGCUACAGAAAACAUUCAACACGGCCCAUCUUCUGGCCAGAUUAAUAUAAGUCUCACACUAAAGUCCUAUUUACCUCAUGAUACAUCAUAUCCAACUUUCAACAACAACAAGAAAGUUUAUCAGUCAUGCUAAAAGGCAAGAAAAAAGACACUCUAAAGAGACAAAGCAUCACAACCAGAGUCAGGUCAACACAAAUAUUAGAUGAUCAGAAUGGGAAUUUAACUAUGGUCAAUAUGUUUAAGGGCUCUUGUGGAAAGUUUAAGAAAACAUGCGUGAACAGAGAUAUGGAAACUCUAAGAAAUAAUCAAAAGGAAAUGCUAGAGAUCAAAGGUACUGUAACAGAAAUGAAGACUGCCUUUGGCGGGAUCAUCAGUACACUUGACAUGGCAGAAGAAAAAACAAGUAAUCUUGAAUAUCAGUCAAUGGAAACUUCCAAAAAUGAAGUGCAAAAAGAAAAAAGAAUUUAAAAAAGAAUAGGACAUCCAAGAACUGUGAGACAAAAGGUGUAACGUACAUAUAAUUGGGAUACCAAAAGGAAAAGAAGGAGAUAAUGGAGCAGAAGAAAUAUUUAAAGUAAUAAUGUCCCAAGAACUUUCCAAAAUUAAUGACUGACAGUAAACCACAAAUCCAGAAUGCCCAGAAAAUAUCAAGCAGGAUAAAUAUAUUAAAAAAAAAACUCUACUUAGCAUGUCAUGUUGAAACUCCAGAAAACCAAAAACAACCUUGAAAAUCUUGAAAGAAGCCAGAGAUGGGAAAAACUUACCUGUAGAGGAACAAGGAGAAGAAUUACAGCAGACUCUUAUCAGAAACCAUGCAAAGAAAAGGAGAAUGGAGUGAAAUGUUUAAAGUGUUGAAAAAAAAAACCCACUGACCUAGAAUUCUAUAUUCAGCAAAAUUAUCCUUCACUCGUGACUUUCUCAGAAAAAGAAAACCUGAGAGAAUUCACUGCAAGCAAGAAAUGUUAUAUUGUUCUGCCCUGCAAGAAAUGUUAAAAGAAGUUUUUCAGGGAGAAGGGAAAUGAUACAGUUCAGAAACUUGGAUCUACAUAAGGGAAGAAUGUCAGAGAAGGAAUAAAUGAAUUAAAAUAAAAUCUUUUGUUCUCAUUCUUAAUUUAUUAAAAACUAAACUUUAGACUGCAUAAAGUAAUAAUAGAAACAAUAUAUUGGGUGAUUAUAGCAUAUGUUUAAGUGAAAUUAAUGAAAGUGAUGUCGGAAGGGUCAGGAGGAAAGAACCAGGAAUACUCUAUUACAAGGUACUUGCACUACAUGAAAUUAGCUUUAGAUUUAGUUAAAAAUAUACAUUGUAAACUCUAGGGCAACCACUAAUAUUUUUUAUUAAAGAAAUAUGAUGAUUGCUAUCCUAAGAGAAGAGAUAAAAUAGGUAAUAUAAAAUUAUCAGUUAAAAUCAGAGAAGGCAGAAAAAGAGGGAGAAGAAAGUAAUGAAGAAUAAAUGCAAUGGAUUGAAAACAGUUAAAAACAUGGUAGAUACUAAUAUAGUUAUAUCAAUAAUCACUUUAAAUAUAAGUGGUCUAAAUACAACAAUUGAAGUACAGAGAUUGUCAGAGUGACUAAAAACAAGACCCAACUAUAUAUCAUUUAUAAGAAACCACUUUAAAUAUAAAAACACAUAUAGAGGGUACCUGGGUGGCUCAGUUUCUUAAGUGUCUACCUUAGGCUCAGGUCAUGAUCUCAGGGACCUGGGAUCAAACUCCAUGUUGGGUUCCCUGCUCAGUGGAGAGUCUGCUUCUCCCUCUCCUUUUGCCCCUCCCCCCAACUUGUGCUCUCUCUUUCAUAUAAAUAAAUAAAAAUUUUUUAAAAAACACAUAGAUUAGGGGCACCUGGGUGGCUCAAACAGUUGAGCACUGGACUCUUGAUUUUGGUUUAGGUCAUGAUCUCAGGGUCAUAAGAUGGGGCCCAUGUCAGGCUUCAUGCUCCAAGGGGAGUCUGCUUUUCACUCACUCUCUCUCUCCCUCUGCCCCCUCAUGCUGUCUCUCUAAAAUAAAUAAAUAAAUCUUUAAAAAAACCACAUAUAGAUUAAAAGCAAAGGUUAGAGAAAGAUAUGUUAAUACUCAUUAAAAGAAAGCUGAAAUAGCAAUAUGAUUUUAAAGAAGAAUCAGAAUAAGGACAAUUAUCAGAGAUGAAGAGGGCAUUACAAUGAUAAGGGGGGUCCAUUUUCCAAGAAGACAUAACAGUUCUUAGUAUGUAUGCACUUAACACAGAGCAUCAAAAUAUGUAAGAUGAAAACUGAGAACUAAAAGGAGAAACAGAAAAAUCCACUACUAUAGUUAAAGACUUCAGUAUACUCUUUUAGUAGUUAAUAGAUCAAAACGGCAGAAAAUCAGUAAGGAUACAAUCAACCUGAAAAACAUUAUUAAUUAAUUUAAUCUAAUUGACAUUUAUAGACUGCUCCAUCCAGUAACAGCAGAAUACACAUUCUUUUCAAACUUGAAUAAUCACCAAAAUAGGCCACAUUCUGGAUUAUAAAACACACCUUUACAAAUUUGAAAGUAUAGAAAUCAUACAAAUUAUAUUUUCAGACUAUAGUACAAUUAAACUAGAAAUAAAUAACUGAAAGAUAACUAUAAAACCUCCAAAUAUUUGGAGAUUGAACACCACACUUCUCAAUAACAUGUGUCAAAAAAGAAAUCUCAAGAGAAAUGUGAAAAUAUUUUGAAAUAAAUGAAAAUACAGCUUAUCAAAAUUCACAGGAUGAGCAAAAGCUGUUUAGAGGGAAGUUUAUAACAUUAAGUACAUGUAUUAGAAAAGAUCUAAAAUCAAUAAUCUAAGCUUCCACUUUAGGAACUAAAGAAGGGUAAUUUAAACCUCAAGCAAGCAGAAGAAAAGAAAUAAUAAACAUUAGAACAGAAAUAAAUGAAAUGGAAACAAGAAAUAAAUAGAGAAAAUCAAUGAAAUCUAAACGUAUUUCUUUAAAGACAUCAAUAAAAUCAAUAACCCCCUAGCCAGGCUAACUAUGAAAAAAAGAGAACAGAUAUAAAUGACCAGUAUGAACAAUGAAAGAGGGAUCAUUACUACUGAUCCUAUGGACACUUAACAAUAAUAAAAAAGUAAUAUGAAAAGCUCUGGGCCUACAAAUUUGAUAACUUAGAUGGACUGGACCAAUAACUGAAAAACACAAUCUGAAUGGUCCAUAACUAUUCAAGAAAUUGAACCACUAAUCAACUGUCCAAAAAAGAAAGCACUAGGACUGGAUGGUUUCAGUGGUAAAUUCUACCAAAUAUUUAAGUUGGAAGUGAUACCAAUUCUCUACAAUCUCUUCUGGAAAACAGAAGCAGAGGAAACACUUCCUAAUUCGUUUUAUGAGUUCAACAUUACCAUAAUGCCCCAAACAAAUGAAGACAAAAAAAGAAAGAAAACUACAUAGCAAGAUCUCUCACGAACGUGGAUGCAAAAAUCCUCAACAAAAUAUUAGUGAACUGAAUUUAACAAUGUAUAAAAAGAAUUAUACAUCACAACUAAGUGAGAUUUAUUCAGAUGUUUGCAAAGUGGCUCAAUAUUUAAAAAUCAAUCAAUAGAAUAUAUGCAAAUAUCAAAUCAUGUUAUACAAGUGAAAUUAAUAUCAUUUAUGUCAACUUAAUAAAAAAAUAAAAUGAAAUCUCUGACUUGGUAAAAAAAAUCAAUGUAAUCCAUCCCAUCAGUAGUCUAAAGAAAAAUAAUGUGAUCAUAUCAAUUGAUGCCAAAGAAGCAUACAACACAAUUCAGUAGCUAUUUAUGAUAAAAACUCUCGUAAACUUAGAGGAGAAUGUUCCCAACUUGAUAAAGAACAUUUACAAAAAACCUAUCCCUAAUAUCAUACUUAAUGGUGACAAAUUAGGCAUUUUCCUCCUAAGAUCAAGACCAAGGAAGGCAUGAAUGAUGGGGAGGAGUCAGCAAUGCAAAUAUCUGGGGAGGAACAUUCCAGAUAGAGGCACUAGCAAAGAUGGGAAAGAGCUUGACAUGCUUGAGGAAUUAGAGUACUUUGAGCAUCAUGCGUUAGCAAGAUAGUGGCAGGAGGUGAGAUUACAGGAAUAAAAAGAGGCCCAAUAAUGCAGAAUCUUGAAAUUAAGGUAGGAGGUUUGGAUUUUAUUAUAAUAGCAUUGGAAAAUUAGAGAGGGGUAUGGUGUGACUUAAAUUUUUAAGCGUGUUUUUGGUUGCUGACAGGAACUGUGGCAAUCUGUGUUCUUGGGAGGUGUUCACUCUGCAUCUGGAUUCAGAAGAUAAGUCCAUUAUCAGCUAAUGCUAAAUGUACUCUCGCAUAUCCAGCUUUUGUAAUGAGCUUUAACAAAAUUGCCAACCCCAGAGAAGAAAGGUAUGUAGCCACCACUGCUUUUGGAUUGGCAUUAUAAGGCAGAAGGCAUUCACCAGGCAUAGGUGAAGAGAACAAAGUUGGAAAAGUUCAAAGCCCAUUUUUUAAAGUCUGUGGUUUUGAAUGUAGUUUUUCUACAUUCGUAUUCUCAAGAAAAUAUGAACAGACCCAAGGAAUCUAUGUCUUUGCUGUAAAAAUGCUAUUGAAAGCCAGGUCUCUCUCAUCACUUACUUCCUACUUAAAACCCUACCUGAGAAAUUAUUUUAAAAAUUAAUGCCAGGACAACAUGUUUUUCCUGAGGAACACGUGUGAUUUUUUUUCUUUCUGAUAAGAGCUAGAUAAAAUAUAUUUUAUUUCCUUUUUUACACUGGCUGCUUAAAAUUUAAACUCAGCUACAGAAACUGACUCUUAGCGUUAGCACAUUGGCAUUCGUAUCUCCAUCCACCACCCAUUAUGUUUAGGACGUUACUGAAAGCAGCUUCAAACCUGGUGGGGGUGACGACAUUCACAGUGAAGAAUAUAAGUGAAUACAGAGGACUAUGGAGACUUAACUCAAAAGCAUUUUUAUGACAACCAAGUGAAUGGAAGUGCAUUUCCUCACAUAUAUGAGUCAGUGGUUCUUUGCUCUCACACAGCACAGAAGCAGAAAACAGGCUCAUUGUUACUGCUACUCAUCAACACUAUGUGUAUACCUUAAUUAGACCCUUUGCAGUUUAGCUUCCUUAUUUUUAUUAUUUUUUUUUGCUUUUCAUGUUAAAUAUGUAUGUCUGGAAGUCAAGGAAGUGAAACUUCUAUAAUACUGCGCUGAAAAGAGCAAGACUUAUAGCCGACUUAGAGAACGGCACUUAUGUUCAAACAUAGCAUUAUUCUUUAACAAACGGAAAAUGGAUGAAAAUAAAGAUAUGGACUCAAAAGAAAGUGGAGAAUAUGAAGACGACUUUGAAAAGGACCUGGAAUGGUUAAUUAAUGAAAAAGAAAAAAGUGGUGCCAGCAUAAUAGAGAUGGCUUGUGGGAAUGAAGAGAAUAUUAACCAAGAAUUAAAAGACAAUGAAACAGAAAUAGAACACACCAAACAACAUUCUGAUCCUGACAAAUCUUUGAAGGAUGAGCUUUCACCAAGAAGAAAUGACUUCAUUUCUGUACCAAGUAUCCAACCUUUGGAUCCCGUAUCAGAUUCAGAUAGUGAAAACUCUUCCCAGGAAUCCAAAGUGGAAAGCCAGAGAGACCUGGAAGAGGAAGAGGAUGAGGAAGUAAGGAGAUAUAUUAUGGAGAAAAUUAUACAAGCCAACAAGAUUCUACAGAAUCAAGAACCUGUGAAUGAUAAAAGGGAGCGAAAACUUAAGUUCAAAGAUAAAUUAGUUGAUCUGGAAGUUCCUCCACUGGAAGACACUGAUACUCCCAAAAAUUAUUUUGAAAAUGAAAGUAGUAUGUCAGGAAAACUGUCACAGUUAUGUAUUUCCAAUGAAUUUGGACAAGAAAAUGUGCUCCUGUCACUAACUGAUGGAAACUGUGAAGAAAACAAGGAUAGGAAAAUACUAGUAGAGAAAGAUGGAAAGUUUGAACUUCUGAAUUUACAAGACAUUGAGAGUCAGGGGUUUUUGCCCCCCAUUAAUGCUAAUAGUACAGAAAAUGAACCUCACCAGUUGUCACCCAGAUCUUCCAACUCAAAUGUCAAUGGGGCUAAGAAAGAAGAGCCUAUAGCAAAGAUUCAUGCUAUUGCUUACUCAUCAACAGAAGAGCCACUGGCUUAUAUCCCUCAGCCGCCACCCAACCCCAAGACUCGUCCAAGCUCUGCUGUCAACUCAGAUCAAAGUAAGGGGAAUAGAAAAGCUAAUCACAGGACACAGUCUGCAAAUAUAUCUGCAGUGACCUCAACAUAUAGUCUUUCCCCUCGACAGAAAGAACUGCAAAAACGGCUAGAACAAAAGAGAGAAAAGCUAAAGAGAGAGGAAGAACAACAAAAAAUAGAAGAAGAGAAAGAAAAGAAAAAAGAGAAUGACAUGGUAUUUAAAGCAUGGUUGCAAAAGAAAAGAGAGCAGGUCCUAGAAAUGAGGAGAAUUCAGCGAGCAAAGCAAAUCGAAGACAUGAAUAGUAGACAGGAAAACAGAGAUCCACAACAAGCUUUUCGAUUAUGGCUUAAAAAAAAGCAUGAAGAGCAGUUGAAAGAAAGAAAGACAGAAGAACUACGAAAGCAAGAGGAAUGCUUAUUCUUCCUUAAAGGAACAGAGGGCCGCGAGCGGGCCUUUAAACAAUGGUUGCGAAGGAAACGGAUUGAAAAACUAGUUGAGCAACAAGCUGCCAGAGAAAGAACUAGACAGCUCCGACUAGAAGCAAAGAAUUCUAAACAAUUGCAGAGCCACCUAUAUAUGUCAGAAGCCAAAUCUUUUCGUUUUACUGAUCAUUAUAACUGAAAGUAUCUAUUAAGUACUUCAUUUGGAAGCUGCUAUCCUCAAAAUUUUGGUUAUCAUUUCUUAUGGCCUAUGUGCUUUGGUCAUACUCUAAAUUAUGGAAAUGCUUUUUAUCUUUGGCGAUACAGUGAAUUUCUUUUUUUUUUUUAAUACUAAACAAAAUAAAUUUCUUCUCUCGCAGUAUUGUAUUGUGUUAUACCAUCUCAUAGUCCAUGCAACAAACUGAACAAUAAAUUAACUCUAGAUUCCUUUACUUCUAAAUUAUUUUAGCAUUUCUAGCUGGAAAGAACACAAGAAAGGAACAGAUUUCUAUUUUUAGUUUCUAUUAUUAAAAAAAGAUCACAGUAGAUCAUUUCAUGGAGCUGAAGGUGUGACCUCUUAAACAAGCCUUGUUCAGGGCCUUAUACAAAAUCCCAUCUAUGACAACUUUGAAUUUGAAUAGCUGUGGAAAGCUAAGAAAUAGGGUAGGCUUACUUUCUCUGUUCUUUAAAAAAAGAAGAUAGUAACAAUUAUGCAUCCAAUUUUGCUAUAUUACAAAAUUAACUAGCUCUUAUUGAGAGUUUAUAAUGUGCAUGGUAUUAAGUGCUUUACAUAAUUUGAUACAAUCCUUAUAACAACCCUAUUGGUCUUGUUUUGCAGAUGAAGAAACUAAAGUAUAGAAGGAGCAGUUUGCUCGCAGACUCUGAUCUGUAUAAUUGCAAAAUUCUUUCUUUUAGGCAUAUUAUAAAAUUUACAAACAUUGGUAGAUAUUGUGAAAUAUUUAAGACUAUACAGGAAUCUGGUGUGUGGAGGAACAGUAUCCUUGAUAUGUGUAAAGGCAUUUAAAGGGUGGAAAACAAAGGUAAACAUUACAAGUGUGAUGGAGACUGGAGAAUCACUGCAGGAGUUCUGUUAAAGCCUCAGAAGACAAGGUUCUUAUCAACUGGGUAUUUGUACCUUAAUCACUUGACCCUAAAUGAGAAAACAGAAUUAUUCAAUCCUGUCUCAACUUCUUAUAGCACUUUCAGCAUACAUCAGACAAUUUAACGUUUCAUUAUAAUUAGUCUUGUGUUGUUUAAAGUUAUCUUUAAUAAUGAGAACCAAUUUGACAUUUAAAUAUUCCACGACAUUUUUACAAAAAAGGCUGUUGGAAUUUUGAUAGAGAUGCAGUGAAUGUAUAGAUUGUUUUGGGUAGUACUGUCAUUUUAAUAAAAUUGUCUUCUAAUCCAUAACACA